Messenger RNA from Blepharisma stoltei, 711 nucleotides. The record is from the annotation of a GenBank genome assembly. Lineage: Eukaryota; Ciliophora; Heterotrichea; Heterotrichida; Blepharismidae.
AUGCAAAAUCAUAUACAAGACAAAAAAAGCAUCCAUUUCUGCGAAAAGCCCAAGCCUGAAGACCUUUCAAAUUUAAAAUACAAAACUUUCAAAGAAUUAAUCGCAAAUGUUUCUCCGCUUAAAAAAAUCGACCUUUGCGAAUAUGAAACAUUUACAAGGAAGCAAGAAUUAGAUAUUGACUACUGGAAACAUAAUCAAAAUUUAAUAGAAACAGUGUCCAGCAUUGAUUCUCAAGAGCCCGUGAUUACUGAGGAAUGCUUAAACAACUGAGUAAAGCAAAGCUUAAAUUUGAAGUACAAGAGAUUGCCUCAAUGUAGACCAUUUUUAAUGGCACCAAAAAUUUAUAGCUUUUUGAAAGAGGUCGAAUGCAAGCGAUACGGAAGGCGUGCUAUUUUUAGAUCUGAAUCGGCAAGAAGGGUUAAGACUUUAGAAGAAAUCAAUAAAGAAUUUUAUCGGCCAAAAGUUUCAGUUAAAAAAUUAAAAGCUGUUCAUAUUGAAGGACAAAAAUAUGUAAGUCCAAUUAAUAACAGAAGAAAUACUGUGAUAGCAGAAUCAAUGACCUCGGCAUCAAUCUCUCCACUGAGAACAAUGAAAACUUCUGUUUCCACUAAAAAUAUGCAGUCAACCAAGUCCAAAGUCACUUUUUCAAGGUAUCCAAGCCAAGGUCGAUUAACAAGAUCUAGAGAAAGGAAUAAAGUUUUGGAAAAAUAG